Molecule: messenger RNA, 3151 nt
Organism: Cornus florida
Lineage: Eukaryota; Viridiplantae; Streptophyta; Magnoliopsida; Cornales; Cornaceae
Product: potassium channel KAT1-like
Exons: 11
Coding region: 773-3142 (789 amino acids)
Biological process (GO): potassium ion transport; transmembrane transport
Cellular component (GO): membrane
Molecular function (GO): protein binding; voltage-gated potassium channel activity
Source: RefSeq, a predicted model, not a curated record
GACGGUUGGAUAUAUGGAGGGAAUCCAUUUUCACACGUAUGGUUCUGCUUGCCCUUGCAUAAACAAUUAAUCUCUCUGGUCCUUGGGAGUUGGGAGAGAGAGAUGAAAUUGAGUUGUUGGGGGAGGCUUUGCAGCGCGUCACUCCUCUAAAACAAGCUCCUAUUGGUCCACGUGGCAUCCAUAAAACAGACCCCUUCCGAAAUCUACUACGGCUGUCUGCUCCAUUCCUAUACUCCUGAUAUGAACACACCAAAACAUUUUCACUCAAAUCCAUCCUUCAAAAGACCCAUCUAUAUAUCAAUCACCCCAACAUUCAUUGAUGAUGGAGCUCCCACCAACACCAACACCUCCACCAUCACCAUUUCUCUCUCUCUCUCUCUCUCUCUCUCUCUCUCUCUCUCUUACGCACACAGAUUUCCAUCUCUGCAACUGCAUUACAGAAAUCCACGUCUGCCAUUUCAAGUGCUCUACCCCGUCACGUUUUUCUAUCUGCAACUUGUCCCGCUUUUGUUUUUCACUUCUUGUUCAAACACAAUGGAAAAAUCCCUUUUCAACUUUUUCAUUCUAUAUCCUUUUUACCCUUAAAUGAUGCAUGAGUUGCAUAAUCCUUCCAACUACGUUGCAAGCGUAUUAAAAGAAAAGUAGAAAAAAGAGCCUUUACCCGUGUCAACAACCAACACUUUUCCUAUAUAUAAGCCCUCCAAAGCAACUUAACCCCAGCAAAAUGUUUAACAGCUUCUACUGUACGCUUUGAGUAAUUCAAACCCAUAGAAUGUCGUUCUCUUGUGCAAAGAACUUCUUCCAAAGGUUCUGCGUCGAAGAGUUCCGUGCAAAUAUUGGAACCCAUAUCAACUUCUUCUCCAGUGAUCUCCUCCUAAUUCCAUCCCUAGGAGCCAGAAUCAACCAAGCAACUAUACUUCGAAAAUACAUCAUUUCUCCAUUCAAUCCCCGUUACAGGGCUUGGCAGAUGUUGCUGGUUAUUCUAGUCAUUUACUCAGCCUGGAUCUGCCCAUUUGAGUUUGCAUUUUUGACUUGCAAACAAGAUGCACUUUUUGUGAUUGACAACAUUGUCAACGGCUUCUUUGCCAUUGACAUUAUUCUCACCUUCUUUGUGGCAUACCUCGAUAACCAAUCAUACCUUCUUGUUGAUGAUCCCAAGAAAAUCGCAAUCAGGUACAUUAUGACCUGGUUUAUUUUCGAUGUCUGUUCAACAGUGCCAUUUCAAUCACUCAGCCUCAUGUUCACAGAUCAUUGCAGCGGACUUGGUUUUAAAUUACUCAACAUGCUCAGACUCUGGCGUCUCAGACGAGUCAGCUCCUUGUUUGCAAGACUUGAGAAAGACAUUAGGUUCAACUAUUUCUGGAUUCGGUGCACAAAGCUCAUCUCUGUAACUCUGUUUGCAGUACACUGUGCUGGAUGCUUUAACUAUUUGAUUGCAGACAGAUAUCCGGAUCCAAAACGAACCUGGAUUGGUGCGGUCUAUCCAAAUUUCAAAGAUUUUCGCAUUUGGGACAGAUACGUAACUGCAAUGUACUGGUCUAUCACAACAUUAACUACAACUGGUUACGGGGACUUGCAUGCUGAGAACACAAGAGAGAUGUUGUUUGAUAUAUUUUACAUGCUAUUCAACUUGGGAUUGACAGCUUACCUCAUUGGGAACAUGACAAAUCUCGUAGUUCACUGGACCAGCCGCACCAGAAAUUUUAGGGACUCAAUCAGAGCUGCUUCAGAAUUUGCAGCAAGAAAUCAGUUGCCUUCUUGCAUACAGGAUCAAAUUUUGUCUCAUAUAUGUCUCAAGUUCAAAACAGAUGGAUUGAAGCAGCAAGAAACAUUGAAUGGUCUGCCAAAAGCCAUUCGUUCAAGCAUUGCACACUAUCUCUUCUCCCCUAUUGUUCAAAAUGUCCGUCUUUUCCAAGGUGUUUCUCACGAUUUCCUUUUUCAAUUGGUUUCUGAAAUGGAAGCUGAGUAUUUCCCACCCAAGGAAGAUGUGAUUCUACAGAAUGAGACUCCAACAGAUCUUUACAUACUGGUAUCAGGAGCAGUGGAUUUGAUUACACUUAUUAAUGGGCGUGACCAAAUUUUUGAGAAGGCUGUGGCAGGGGACAUGGUAGGAGAAAUAGGGGUUCUAUGCUAUAGGCCACAGCCAUUCACUGUUCGAACUACUGAUAUUUCUCAAAUAUUACGGCUGAACAGAAAAACACUGAUGAAGAUUAUUCAGGCAAAUACAGAAGACGGAUACAUUAUUAUGAACAAUCUUUUCCAGAGACUGAAAGAACUGGAAAGCUUUGGCUUUGUGGACCAACAAACAGAUCCAUAUUUGUCCCUCAGUGAGUGGUUCGACGGAGGACCGAAAGGAGAAAGCUAUUCUCAUGAUGUAUACCAAGAUCAUCCACAUGGAGAUCCAUUGAUAUCGGAAGAAAGGGACUUAGAUUUCCUUAGUUCAGUCGCCACAGAGAAUGAAAAAGGAAAAGCUCAUGCUUCUACUAGAAAUGAAGUGGAUGUAAAUUCGACAGCUGAGGAUGGCCAAACAGCUCUUCACGUUGCCGUUCGUAAGGGGCAUCUUGAAAUGGUUAGGGCUCUGCUGGAAAGAGGAGCAAAUGUGAAUAAACCAGAUGUGCGGGGGUGGACACCGAAAGCUUUAGCUGAGCAGCAAGGAAACAAAAGGUUAUAUGACCUUUUGUUAGGUUAUGAAAAAGGAAGUAUAUUAAAUGAACACAAAAUAGAUUUUAUUGGGCCAGAAACAGCUGAAAACACCAGGAAAGGUCAAUUCAAACCUACAAGAAAUAGAGGCCCCAAUUGUUCCAAAUCUUGUUCUAGAAACGUAGUCACAUCCUUGAGCUCAAGCAAUUCUAACUGUCCAACUAAUAGAGAAUUUACAAAAUUAACCAAGAGGAGAGUCACCAUUCACAUGAAGUUUCAAAAGAACAAUACAUCACAAAAGCAGUUGGGGAAGCUGAUAGUCCUACCUGAUUCACUAGAAGAGCUAUUCAAGAUUGCCGGUAAAAAAUUUGGAGGCUACAAUCCUACAAAAGUUGUAAGUGCAGAGAAUGCAGAAAUAGAUGACUUAAGUGUAAUCCGGGAUGGGGAUCAUCUGUUUCUCCUUCACAACGAGUGUGGAAGUCCAGAUUGUGACAUGACCUAAUUGUUAUUG